Messenger RNA from Aethalodelphis obliquidens (Pacific white-sided dolphin), 1399 nucleotides. Its product is annotated as cathelicidin-1-like. Gene Ontology annotation, biological process: defense response to Gram-negative bacterium; innate immune response; defense response to Gram-positive bacterium. Gene Ontology annotation, cellular component: extracellular region. The record is from RefSeq and is a predicted model, not a curated record. The transcript is spliced from 4 exons. Gene Ontology annotation, molecular function: lipopolysaccharide binding. NCBI's taxonomy places the organism in Eukaryota, Metazoa, Chordata, Mammalia, Artiodactyla, Delphinidae. Bases 825 to 1247 code for a protein of 140 amino acids.
CCCACUGCAGCCAUAAAUAAAUAAAAUUUAAAAAAAAAAGAUAAGGCUUGAGCAUGGCCUCUAGUUUCAGGGAGGGCUGUCCCAUUGCAGUGGCCUUCACGGUGAGAUGGAGCAAAGAAGUGUGGUCAGGGUAUAGAUGAUCCUUUCUCAGCCUUGGCUGGGGAGAAGCCAGGGCAAUAGGCCACGUUUGGUGGGGUCGGGGGAGAGGAAAUGUUUUGGCUGAGAAAGCAGUGGAGAAGAAUCAAGGAGAGGGGACAAAUGGAGCUCACUGUCUGAGUGCUGAGUGCAGAGAAAAGGAUGGUGUGGGCUUUGCAUCUGCAUAGGGAUUGGCUGGGUGUGUAAGUCCUUAGCUGUGAGUGGUACUGUCAACCACUCAUCAAAUGUUCAUUGACUGCCUAUUGCAUGCCAGGGAGUGCCUAGAACUGGAGGUUCAGUAGAGAAUACACUUUGUCACCCUGAUUCCUGAGGAGGCCAGAGUGUGGAGGCAGAGGGGAUGUAGGACAGAGCCUGGUCCUCCCUCUCCUGGAGGACUCAACACUCUUGAACAACCCUGCCUGUGACACUUCCCAUGGGCCCCAGGAGAGGCCAAGACAUUGUCAGGGAGAUGGAGAAAUCAUUUCUUCAUCUUCACAGGAGGCUUCCCUUGCCCACUGCCCAGCAAUCCCGUGAGGCAACAGCAGGGGCUGAGGCAAGUCUAGCUCACAGCCGUGGAGGAGAUCAGGGAUGGGACAGGUCAGGAAGAUGCGUGGUUGGGCAAUUGCAUCAGGCCCACGAAGGGCAUAAAGGAGGGUCCUGCGUGCUGGGAGGAGGCCAACUUGGGGACCAUGGAGACUCAGAGGGCCAGCCUCGCCCUGGGGCGGUGGCCACUGUGGCUACUGCUGCUGGGAGUAGUGGUGCCCUCGGCCAGCGCCCAGACCCUCAGCUACAACGAGGCCGUGAUUCGUGCUUUGGAUCAGCUCAACGAGCGGUCCUCAGAAGCUAAUCUCUACCGCCUCCUGGAGCUGGACCCGCCUCCCAAGGCCGAUGAGGACCCGGACACCCCAAAGCCUGUGAGCUUCAUGGUGAAGGAGACCGUGUGCCCCAGGAUGACCCAGCAGCCCCCGGAGCAGUGUGACUUCAAGGAGAAUGGGCUGGUGAAACAGUGUGUGGGGACAGUCACCCUGGACCAGGACAGGGGUAACUUUGACAUCACCUGUAAUAAGGCCCAGAGUGUCAGGAUUACAAAGCUACCAUGGGCGCCACCAUAGCCGACGCAAAGAUGUCGCAUAAUAGUGAUAAGAAUGUGCCCGUAAUCAGCACAUCAAGGCUUUGCAUCAUGAGACAGAGAAGAGUCCUAAUCGUAUGCUUAUUCUGGCUCAGGCUACUGGACUCUGAAAAAUAAAUUCUUGUGAAAUCAGUA